UUGACGGUAAAAAUUUGCUACUGGGCCGGCAGGGCGAAGCCAGAUUCGUUUCACAAAGAGAUCGCGAGUGGAGAGGUGCGGCUGGACGACAGGGGCGCCACAUCUGCGUUCUGGACGCGACGUCUGAAGAGGAGACAGGAAAUGGCACCGAUGGCUGACAUACGAAAGAAACUUGUGGUGGUCGGUGACGGCGCAUGUGGGAAAACGUGUCUACUGAUCGUCUUCAGCAAAGACGAGUUUCCUGAAGUGUACGUCCCCACCGUGUUCGAGACGUAUGUGGCGGACAUUGAGGUGGACAACAAGCAGGUCCAGCUGGCUCUGUGGGACACAGCUGGCCAGGAGGACUACGACCGGCUGCGCCCUCUCUCCUACCCGGACACUGAUGUCAUCCUCAUGUGUUUCUCCGUGGACAGCCCGGACUCGUUGGAGAACAUCCCCGAAAAGUGGGUCCCGGAGGUCAAACACUUUUGUCCUAACGUGCCUAUCAUAUUAGUGGCCAACAAGAAAGAUCUGCGGAACGACGAGAACGUCAAGAACGAGCUGUCUCGGCUGAAGCUGGAGCCUGUGAAGACAGAGGACGGCCGAGCCAUGGCCGCGCGCAUUGGCGCAUAUGACUAUUUGGAGUGCUCUGCAAAGACCAAGGAGGGGAUCUGGGAAGUGUUCGAAACGGCAACACGCGCAGCCCUUCAAAAACGGAAAACACCCCCAGAAGGCUGUUUCAAAUGCUGUGUUUUGAUGUGA
Molecule: messenger RNA, 741 nt
Organism: Menidia menidia (Atlantic silverside)
Lineage: Eukaryota; Metazoa; Chordata; Actinopteri; Atheriniformes; Atherinopsidae
Source: the annotation of a GenBank genome assembly